AGCUACCGCACCCAAACACAAUAUAUUGUAAGGCCUGGUGUUGGUAGUGGGUAUUGGCGCCUGAGCGGUGGGAGCUGGGCCAUCGGGGCAGCGGACACCAUUUUCAUAGCUGGGAUCGCGGCCAAAGGGGGCGAGGACAGCAGUGUAUAGCUGGUGCGGUGGCCGUUGCGGGGACCGGGACAGCAGGGUUUAUAGCUGGGACAGCACUUCGAGGCUGGGACAGCAGGGAGGGUUUAGAGUUUUAGUUUGAUAUGUCUGGAACGGAGGAGGACGCAACUCUGAGCGCGAGGUUGGAUGAGGCGCUACGAGCUAUAGAGGAGGCCAAGGCUGAGACGAAGGAGGCCAAAGCUGAGACGGAGGAGCUUAGGGCAGCACAGCGGCGGUCUGCGGGUGCACCUGCCGGCAGCAGCUCAGGAGGCGACGGUCUAGUUGCUCCUGGAGGGGCUUCAUCUGCACCGGUGAGGCCAAUGUGGCCAGGCGGGGUGAGUCAUGAUGGCGGUACUGGGGUGCCGGG
This is a messenger RNA of Ectocarpus sp. CCAP 1310/34, 514 nucleotides long. Lineage: Eukaryota; Phaeophyceae; Ectocarpales; Ectocarpaceae. The record is from the annotation of a GenBank genome assembly.